Messenger RNA from Erigeron canadensis, 1522 nucleotides. Its product is annotated as protein disulfide isomerase-like 2-3. The transcript is spliced from 9 exons. Bases 49 to 1377 code for a protein of 442 amino acids. Gene Ontology annotation, molecular function: protein-disulfide reductase activity; protein disulfide isomerase activity. Gene Ontology annotation, biological process: response to endoplasmic reticulum stress. The record is from RefSeq and is a predicted model, not a curated record. Gene Ontology annotation, cellular component: endoplasmic reticulum lumen. NCBI's taxonomy places the organism in Eukaryota, Viridiplantae, Streptophyta, Magnoliopsida, Asterales, Asteraceae.
UCUGUGUGCGUGUUUUUAGUGUGUGUAACGAUCAGAAAUCACGAAAACAUGAAUUACAACUACAAUCAUUCGUCAAAAUUAAUAUCAAUUUUGUUUAUAAUAAUAUUAUCAAUCACUUCAAAUAUAAAUUUGGUUGAUGCAUUUUAUGGAUCAUCAUCACCUGUUGUUCAGCUCACCCCUUCUAAUUUCAAGUCUAAGGUGGUAAAUUCAAACAGUGUUGUUUUGGUUGAGUUUUUUGCGCCAUGGUGUGGCCAUUGUCAGGCUUUGACACCAGUUUGGGAGAAGGCAGCUACUGUUUUGAAAGGUGUGGCAACUGUGGCAGCUAUUGAUGCUGACGCACACCAAGCGAUCGCUCAGGAAUAUGGUAUCAAAGGAUUUCCCACAAUUAAGGUGUUUGUGCCGGGAAACCCUCCCGUUGAUUAUCAAGGAGCUAGGGAAGCAAAACCAAUUGCAGAAUUUGCUCUCAAACAGGUGAAGGCACUCCUCAAAGACAGGUUAAGUGGUAAAACGACGACUUCAGGAUCAAGUGAAAAACCAGAACCAAAUCUAUCAGUUGAACUAAAUGCUGGUAAUUUUGAUGAGAUGGUUGUUAAAAGCAAAGAUCUCUGGAUGGUGGAAUUCUUUGCACCCUGGUGCGGGCACUGUAAGAAGCUUGCUCCCGAGUGGAAGAAGGCUGCAAAGAACUUGCAAGGGAAGGUGAAGCUUGGUCAUGUGAACUGUGAUGAUGAGAAGUCUUUAAUGAGCAGGUAUAAGGUGCAAGGUUUCCCGACUAUUUUGAUGUUUGGCGCAGACAAAGAUAGUCCGGUCACUUAUGAAGGAGCAAGAAGUGCCUCAGCAAUCGAAUCAUUUGCUCUUGUUCAGCUAGAAACAAAUGUUGCUCCUCCUGAAGUCAAUGAGUUGACCAGUGCGGAUGUAAUGGAAGAUAAAUGUGGUUCAGCAGCCAUCUGUUUUGUUGCCUUCCUCCCUGACAUUUUGGACUCCAAGGCAGAGGGAAGGAACAAGUAUAUAGAGACUCUACUAUCAGUUGCCGAAAAGUUUAAAAGAAGUCCAUACAGCUAUGUGUGGGCUGCUGCAGGUAAACAGCCAGAACUUGAGAAACAUGUUGGUGUUGGUGGUUACGGGUAUCCAGCUUUGAUUGCAUUGAACAUAAAGAAAGGCGCAUACGCACCACUUCGCAGCGCAUAUGAACGAGACCAGAUCAUAGAGUUUGUGAAAGCAGCUGGACUUGGAGGAAAAGGUACACUGCCAUUAGAAGGGACACCAAAGAUUGUGUCAACUGAACCAUGGGACGGGAAAGACGGAGAGAUCAUAGAAGAAGAUGAAUUCUCCCUUGAAGAACUUAUGGGUGAUUCAAGUCCAGAGAAAGAUGAACUGUGAGUUAGCAAAUGAGGAUUGUGUUGGAGUAGAUUUUUGACUUAACAGAGUUUAUGAUUCAAUUGUUUGUAACAAUGGUGAUCAUGGUGUAAGUACUCUUAAUCUUUAGAGGUAUCUUUAUAAAACAUUAUGUUGAAAGUUUUCUUCA